Messenger RNA from Acinonyx jubatus (cheetah), 6820 nucleotides. Its product is annotated as beta-defensin 105-like. Gene Ontology annotation, biological process: innate immune response. Bases 6581 to 6820 code for a protein of 79 amino acids. Lineage: Eukaryota; Metazoa; Chordata; Mammalia; Carnivora; Felidae. The transcript has 3 exons. The record is from RefSeq and is a predicted model, not a curated record. Gene Ontology annotation, cellular component: extracellular region.
UGUGUGUGUGUGUGCGCGCGCAAAUGCAUAUUAAUAGGUCAGUUCCAUUUGCUUAUAUAAUUUUAUAUUGCCUUAUUUUAUGUUGUGUUAACUAAAUUAUAUAAUAAACCUGACUGAUCUGAAAAGGGGGCCUUGGUCAGUUUCCAAUGUGUACAUCGAGGUCAGUGGAAUGAACAGCUCACCGUAGGUCCUGGAUCCCGGUGCACUUGGCACAGAAUCGAACCACACAGGCUCACUGCAAAACAGACCAGCAACGCAUACAGCUGGUGUGAGAAUUCUGAGCCUCCUAAGGAGACAUCUAUAGCAUCUGGCACAAUUUGGACUCGUUGCAGGCUCUGAAAAGCCCUUUCUCUAGCUCUCUGGAAACUGGGAUGAGUUUAGUCUUGGAUUUUAUUUUGAGGAAGAUCUGACUGGAGCCACUAGAGGUUCCUGGAAGCCAGAGGAUGUGGCAGGAGUCCUGCUGUGAACUCUCAGGUCCUGGCUUCAUUCCCGCUUAUCUGUGUGACUUUGAGAAGCCGCCUAGCCCAUCUGAGGCUCAGUUUCUGCAUCUGAAAAAUAUCUAUAAAGCAAACCUUCCAAGCCUGAAGUGUUGGUCUGAAAUCACUAAAUUCGAAGUAGGACAGAGUUUUCUUAAAGGUCCUGGCAUUGGCGAACCGCAUGCAUUUUGUGGUGUGAAGUGUUCGUCACAAGUGCCCAGCUUCAUGGUGUUGUGACGAAGGUGCAGCAGUUUGACACGUACGUUUGACCUGCGCCAUGGCCGGCGUGAACGCGGUGUCCGAGCUCCGUCCCUUUCCUCGUCCCUUUUUGCCUUUUUCUGGCUCUCUUUCUUACCUGUCUCAUAUCUAUCACGACUAUUUUUUACAAGAUCCACAGAUGCCAACCCUAGCUUUUACGUUUUUUCCCCAAUUUUUUGUUUUUGUUAGUGAGCAUGGAGCUGGGGACCAAAGGGCAUCUUUCCUGGCAUAUCCUUAUUUCCACAACCCCGUGAUACCCCAUCUUAGACAAUCAGGGAAAAUGCAAUGGAUUUAUAGAAGAGACAUUAAGGGGGUCACCUCCCAUAGUAAAUGCUCCCCUGCAGGGCCACCAGGCUGACCACACCAAGGUGCUCACUGAAGCAGACUCUUUCUCUGGGCCACCACCUCUAGAACCUUCCCUACAAAGACGUUCAUUUUACCUGGGGCCAAAAGGAAGAGAACAGCAAAGAGAAAGAGGAAUGUCCUCAUGUCUCGAAGGGUCUUGAGAGAUCAGCACAGCGUCCCUGAUAAAAGAGCAGCAAACACCCACAUUUAUACAUUUCUCUAGACCAGAGAACAUCUUGAUCAGCGAGGCAUGCCAGAAAUGAGGACGUUUCCAUGCUUUGCCAAGCCGAGCCCACAUCUCAGUGGGUGUCACUCAGUCCGCAGCUCACUGCUUUUCUGAUACUGGAAAGUUCCUAAGAAGGACAAUGGGGAAGAAGGGAAGACAGAGUAGAGGGUGCCUUGAUGAUCAGGGGCAGAUAUAUGCACCAGUAGGAAGAAAGAUCUGGAAUCUGGCAGUUUGGAUUUCUAAUCCUGACUAUGCUCCUUAAUAGCUUUGGUUUACUCAUAUGUAAAAUCAGAGUAAUUACAUAAUAUCAUGAUGGAGUCAGUGGGGUCUGAAUUCCAGCUCCAAUAUUUGUGAGCUGUGUACAUUCAGCAAGUGCUUUACUGAAACAUAUGUUUUAUUGUUUAUUUUUUAAAAAGUGCUGAUACUUUAAAUACUAUAUACAUCAUCUUAUUUAAUCUGCAAACAGCUCCCUGGAUAGUUAUGAGCAUAUGGGAUAUUUGAUAUUUGAUUAAGACUAUAGAUACAUCAAAUAUCCAUACACUCUGACCACAGGCUGCCACUAAUUUGAUUACCUCUUUUUCCUAAUCUGAAGUAAAUCAGCUAAGUGGAUGGAGAGAAAGGCCUGAAUUACCCACUCUAAUUCUUCCCUGUUGGGAAAUACCUCUCUUUAAUGUGACAUUAGGGAGAUGAGCCUCCCUCAUCAUCAUUCUCCCUAUUAUUAUUGCUACUGAAAAUUGAAAUAUCUUAAAAUAUUAUUAGAAUAAUCACAAACUCCUGAAAAGCAACCAAAUGCUUGCUGUGUAACUGAAAACAUGGUUUGUGAAUGUGACCUGGAUAAGACCAUCAAUUUACUUCCUCCUGCCAUAGUAAUGUCAAUAAAUGAUUGAACACACAAAUAACUGUGAUAAAAGGGACACAUUUUUAACAGAAGAAUUGCAGAUGGUCCCAGUAGACACCUCCCUCCAGGAGGUGAGGCUUGAGUCCUCCAACUUGAAUGAAGGCGAUUAAUUCCAAAGAAUGUGGGGAGGCAAGAGCGUCCCUUUAGCGCGGACAAAGCUGGCAUCUUAAAUGAGUGGCCAGGUUUAACAUCAGGGGUGGCCAGGCAUGUCCCCAGCACAUUCCCCUGACACGAGGGACAAGGUGAGGAGCCUCAACCCUGUGUUAUUCUUCUCCCAGACCCCAAACCCCAGUCUGGUUGAGAAAACCUCAGACAAACUUGAAAUCUGUAGGUUAGUCAGUAGGAAUAUGACAUACCAAUGAUAAUUUCUUGGUUUUGACAAACGCAUCGUGGUCAUACUAUUAAUAAUUAUUAGCAUGAAUGUUAACAUCAGCGGCAGCUGGGGGAGGGGUAUGUGAGAACUCUCCACUGUGCACAUUUUCUAAAUUAUUCUAAAUUAAACAAUUUGCUUAAAAUAACUAUGCGGGAAUGUUCCAUGUAUCCUUAGCCUCAGUCACCAUGAGAUUUUUGUGAGGUGUGUGCAUGUAUGGGUACGUGUGUGUGUGUGUGUGUUGAUUAUAUAUUAUAUGAAAAAUCCAGUGAAGAAUGAUAGGUUGAGAGUCACCUGGGUGGCUCAUCAGUUAAGUGUCAGACUUCGGCUCAGGUCAUGAUCUCAUAGUUUGUGGAUUCAAGCCCUGCGUCAGGCUCUGUGCUGACAGCUCAGAGCUUGGAGUCUGCUUUGGAUUCUGUGUCUCCCUCUCUCUCUGCCCCUCCCCUCUCAUACUCUGUCUCUCUCUUGCUCUGAAAAAUAAAUAAAACAUUAAAAAAAAAAAGAAUGAUAGGCUGAAUAUACAAAUUUUUUCUAUUCCCUUCCAAUCCUCACUUAAAAAAAUUUAGGAGAGCCUGAGUGGCUCAGUUGGUUAAGUGUCAGACUCUUGAUUUCUCCUCAGGUCAUGAUCUCAUGGUUUGUGAGAUCGAGCCCUGCAUCAGGCUCUGGGCUGGCAGCACGGAUCCUGCUUGGGAUUCUUUGUCUUCCUCUCAGCAUAUGGUGUCUCCGUCUCUUUGAGCUGCUAUAACCAAACACCCCAGACUCAGUAGCUUAUAAACAACAUUUAUCACAGUUCUGGAAGCUGCAAUACAAGACCGGGCACCAGCAUGGCCGGGUGCUGGUGAGGACCCUCUUCUGGGUUGCAGAUGGCUAACUUCUCACUGUGUCCUCCUUUGGGGGAUGGGGACAGGGAGCUCUCAGGGGCCCCUUUUAUAAAGGUGUUAAUUCCAUUCAUGAGGGCUCCGUUCUCAUGACCUAAUCACAUCCCAAAGGCUCAUCUCCAAACAUCAUCACCGUGAGGAUUAGGUUUCAACAUGAAUGUUGGGGGGGCACAGACAUUCAGAGCAUGGCAUAUGUGAUUUUGUCUGAGCACUCACAAAUAGCCAACUAACUCUCCCAAGGGACGUGCAACGUUGUAAGAGCUAAGAUGUGUCCUACUCACACCUCACUGUGAGGAGGGCAGAUAACUUUGAGUGGGUGAAUUCCAAGGAUGUGGUGAGUCCCAGGGUUUGAGGGCUGCUCAGGGAAGAGGUAGAAUCAUGAGAGGUGUUAAUCAGGUGGUACGUGGACAGGGUUGCAUGAGGGGAUGGGCCUCCCAGAGAAGGUAGCAUGAGGCGCCCACCCCAAAGGGCCAUGGAACUCCCAGGGGAGAGGGGUGCCAGAAAGGGGCUCAUGAGUCUAGAUGAUACCUCUCACCAGCAAGGUGAGAAGUCUUGGGGUCAAAGCCCUAGAAGGCUGUCAGCAAUUUGGAGUCUUACAGCUCUGGGAUUUGUCUUAUCUAUGUUAGCAGAUGUUGGGGGCACUUUUGUGGGGGUGUGCAAAGCAGGUAGGCUCUAAAUGGCUAAACAAAUGAUGAUUUGUACCAUAUGCAAAGCAAUUGGAUAUGGAAGGAUUUGAGUUUGGAGCAGGAGGCUUUGAGCUACAGAAGUGAGCAUGGUAGGGACCACUCUAUAGGGGCAUCUCUGGCCUCAUGAUGGAGCAAGGAGGCCAUGCAAUCCCCAUGACAAGGACUAGCCCUUUAAUUUGAAAGUUUCUAGAGUCAUCUUGUUUUCCUAAGACUAGAAGUUCACUGCAGGUCAAGAUCAGCUACAUAACGUGCAAGGGCCCAUGUUCAAGAAGUAGGAAAAAGGCGCCAUUAAAGGUAUCUAGUUCUCUCGAUCUGUUAUAGUAAUGCUUCUUUGCUAUUUAAUGUCACAAUCUCCCAGGCACAAAGAUACUUGAAGGACACUUGCAGAUGCUCACACUGCCUGGGGAUGCCCACAUUGCCACUGCGCAUACGUGUGUGGUCCACAAUCAGCCACUGCUGGACCGGCGUGUCUUGCUCCAGAGAGAGUCAAGCCAGGUGUUUCCCCCAUGAGCCUGCCACUGCCAUCCAUGGUGGCCGGGCAACUCUCAAGGAUAUGUCAAUAUCUUCUGCAAGCAAUCCUUAUUGAAUUGGAGGCUGGAGAGAGGUCUGCUCCUGCCAGGUUGCCCACCUACACCACGACACGGUCAUGGCACGGGAGGGUUUGAUGGCAUGCUGGGCCCUAAGACACUGCCAUCCCAUCUCUAGAUACAUCUCCACUCAGUACGAGCUGGGGGUCGGUGGUGGCAGUGUUUCUGGGAGGGAUAUGAAAGGAGGAGGUUGGGUGGGGCCCCCAGGGCCGGGGGCCAGGAACCCCCAAGAAGGGAGGGGAAGGAAGGCAGAUCAUAUGGGGACUGAGGCUCUAAGUUCCCAGACUUGCUCCUAUUCCGACCAGAUUUGAUUUACAGAGCACAUAUUCAAAGAUAAAAUUAUUAAGAAUUGUAAUACAGUGAGUGCUGAGCAUUAAACCCCAAGGUGAGAACAGGGGUGUGCAGCUGCCCUCCUCACACUUGGCCUGGCUCCAGGUUAUUAAAAAUGCCUGGAAGCUGAAGGCUGAGGCUGUUAGCCUCAGCUCUCAUCCCCUAGUACCUACGUAUUGCCUUAUGUUCAUGAAGCUGCCUUGUUUGAAGGCCACAGAAACAAACGUGCAGAUAUCAGCAUGGCUGCACUUUCCAGGCCAGAAAAAGUUCACUGUGAGUUGGUGUAGUUGAAAAAGAAUUUACAUAAAAGUUGGACACAAAGCAGGAUAGACAGACAUGUGAAUGUAAGGCUGGUAAUAAUAGCCAGACACUCUGAUAGCCACUUAAUACUCAUUUCAGUGAGUCCUUUUAAAUAUCCUAUGAAGUAGGUACCUUUAUUCCAUCCCCAUUGUAAGAUGAGACAAGUUCAACAAAGUAAGCCACCUGCCCAAGGUCAUACAUCUGCUAACCCGCUCUGUCUGACCUCAGCCUGCCUCGUUCAGUUAUCCUAUUUUGCAUUCCCAAGAUGAAGAACAGAGCCUUGCAGAAACAUGGACAACAGGAUGGGACUUAUUUGGGGGUGCAGGGAUAUAAGUAGUAAUUUUGAUACCUGUGUUCUUGAUGAAUGAAAAGGAUGUGGAAAUUCUGCCUUUGGGCUGCUAGUUGACAUUGUCACAGGCUCGGGGAUUCAGAGCUAAGUUGGUAAAAUGACUACCACCCCCCCCUUUUCUCCCAGACCACCAUAAAAUUGAGAUUAACCACCCCCCUUUCUUGUGUGAAGGUAGUACAAAUGAAAACCAGGGCAGUAACAGUGCACAUUGCUUGGGCUUUUCUUACAGGGCACCAGGCUUCUUUCCAAGCACUUCCCUAUGUUCCAAGCACAUCCAUAUCCUCAUCCCUACAGCUUGACAACAACCCUAAGAGACUGGCAGAGGAGCUAUGGGCUUCAAAGAACCAAGUGGAUAGGCACAGCCAUCCCCAUCCCCCCAGCAAGCUUCAGCACAAAGCAAGCAGCAAUUAGCAUGAACACAAACAGUUCUUGGGUUGGUGCUCAGAAGUUAGGUGGGCAACCUGAGAAGAUCCAGCCUCAAGAUGAUGGAACGCAGCUCAGGAAAGGACCAGCUCUGGGCAUGUUGCAUCUGUCAAUCACUAUGGGUGCUCCUUAGUCAAUGGAAGAGACAAUGGAGCUGGGAGAGAGAAGGGGGGCUAGCAGGCUCCUACAUCCUGCAUCAGUAGGAUCAGUGCGUGGCUCCUGGUUUUCCAGCUCCUGGCCUCGUGUUCCUUCCACUGCCCCAGCCAGAAUUCCCAGAAUACAGGUCCUCCCAUCAUGUCAGUCCUUGAUCCUAGGAAAUGGAGCAUGUCAAUGUGCUUUCUUUAUUGAUUCACUUCAUUGACCAAGUGUAUUCCCCAUUACUUUCAAAUAUAAGUGAGCCUCCUGUCCUCUUGCAGAGGUCCCAGACCUCUGCUCCGAAGAGUCUUCCCCAGAAAUGACCCUGACCGGGAAGAUGUCUUAUGUUGUCUUUGCCUUUUUCUUCAUUUUCGCCCAGUUUCCAUCAGGGUGCCAGGCAGGACUCGAGUAUUCCAAGCCACUUCCAGGAGGUGACUUUGCUGCUUGUGAGCCGUGCAGGCUCGGCCGGGGCAAGUGCAGGAAGAUGUGUGCUGAGGAUGAGAAGCCUGUUGGACAUUGCAAGCUGAACUUUUUCUGUUGCCGACGGAAGGUCAGCUGA